Suillus fuscotomentosus is the source of this 972-nucleotide messenger RNA. RefSeq lists its product as uncharacterized. Bases 53 to 883 code for a protein of 276 amino acids. The transcript is spliced from 6 exons. The record is from RefSeq and is a predicted model, not a curated record. NCBI's taxonomy places the organism in Eukaryota, Fungi, Basidiomycota, Agaricomycetes, Boletales, Suillaceae.
UGCCGACGUUGACACGUCGUCGACGUUCUCCGUUUGGAGACGCUCGCACUCGAUGUGCUCUAUUCUUCGGCCGUAUCGUCCUUUCCUUUCUCAGCUCUCUCUCUCUCGGCCUUACUUCCCUCGGACACAUCGGCUCUCAACAGAUCUUGCGUGUGACGUUGAGAACAUCAGCUUACUGGGUAUCCCAUGCGGCCCGGAUCCUCUGUGGAUCUACCACGUGACCCAAGGUUCAACCAUCUCCUCAGUCAAUGUGAAGUCAACUCGGAUUCACCAUCACGCAUCCGCGUCAAGUGUGGUUGGGGUAUUACAUGUGCCAUGUGGCCCUUCAACAUGGAACCACACAAAAGAACGAAGCAGCUAUCGCACCGCCGUUAAUGCGUUGAAUAAACACGUCACUUUUGUGGGGGAAGAUUGUUCACAUUGCUGGGGAGGGCCUUGGGAUAAAGCUAUGGAGAUUAAGACAGAAUACAAGUGUGAAAGAAAACCUGCUUCGGAAACGAACAAGUUGUUAAUGAACGAGAUAGUGCGAGGUACCGCAGGUACUCUCAUGAAGUUCCAACCACCCUAUCAGUUCUGGUCGUCAGUCAGGUCAUGCAGUUUUUCGUCGUAUCUUUUUUUUCUGUCAGGUGCAGAGUAUCUUUUACCACUACGAAUUAAUCGCCAGGACUUUGAUCCAUACCCCGAUACACGUUCGUUCCCUACCAGUGUGCAUGAGCGGUUCGCAACAAAGCUCUCUUCAGAACAUCCACUUGGCUUCAUUGGACGCAGGAAUAUCUCAAUUUGCGCCAUACUAGUUGAAAUACAAGAUAUCGAUUUCCUCCCCGGCCACUUCGUUUCUUUGUAUCUGAAGGUAUUCCAUGCCAUAGACCACAUGUGCGAGUAAAGUUCGCGCAUAACAGUCUUCAGUCACCCCAGGGCACUUCGAUUUUGUUUUGAGCACCAGCUCUUCCAAGCUCCAGAAUUAUUGACAAA